Molecule: messenger RNA, 1375 nt
Organism: Antechinus flavipes (yellow-footed antechinus)
Lineage: Eukaryota; Metazoa; Chordata; Mammalia; Dasyuromorphia; Dasyuridae
Gene: C6H11orf91
Product: chromosome 6 C11orf91 homolog
Exons: 2
Coding region: 230-1204 (324 amino acids)
Source: RefSeq, a predicted model, not a curated record
GGGCUUUCCCUUCUAGCCUUGUGGAGGAGUUCUCACUGCUAUUGCCUCCCGAUGGGGACUACCCUCAGUGCACACGGAACAUCUCUCUUAUACGUACAUGGUUGUUUGCUUGUAUUCUCCCGUAUUAGAACCUGAUCUUCUCGAGGGCCGACAUCUGGUUUUUGCCUUUCUUAGUGUGUCCCAGAUGUGGUCCAGUACCUGGUGGGCGUCAAUGCUAAUAGGCUGAUCUAUGAGCCCCUUGAGGGCGGGGCCAGGAGCGCGCCCCAGGGGCUGGCUAGCACGCGCGAGGGGUGGGGUGGGGGUGGGGGUCCAGUCCGGGGGCGGGGCCGCGCGUCCCGGGGCGUGGCCCGUGGAGCGAGGGAGGGUCUGCGGCCCUCCAGCCGGCCACGUGGCGGCCCGCAGGCUUCAGCCCCCCGCCCCCAUUCAAACGAUGCCGAAGGGGCGGCGCGGCUGCCCGAGCCCCACGAUGAGCAAGCGGCCCGCCCCGCCCCUCUACUUCCCAUCCCUCUACGACCGCGGCAUCUCGUCCUCCCCCCUCAACGACUUCAACAUCUGGAAGAAGCUCUUCGUGCCGCUCAAGGCGGGGGCGGCGGCGGCGGGGGCUGGGGGCGCCGGGGCCGGGUUGGGGGGCGGCGGCAGCUGCGGCGGCGGGGUGGGCGUCGGGGCCGGGGGUCGGAGCCUGGCGGCCCAGCAGCCCCCGGCCGCCGCGCCCCCGCCGCCGCCGCCCCCGCCCGGCCUGGGCCCUCUGAGCGAGCGCCCGUGCCCCCAGCCCUGGCCGGCCGGCCUGGCCCCCAUCCCCUACGAGCCGCUGCGCUUCUUCUACUCGCCGCCGUCCGGCCCCGAGGGCGCCGCUCCCCCGCCGCCCCCUCCGCAGCCCCCGCCGCCGCCGCCGCAGCAGCCGCCGCCCCCGCCGCCGCUGCAGCAGCAGCCCCCCGCCCCGGGGCCUCCGGCGCCCCGGCUGCCCCCCGCCGCCGCCGCCGCCGCCUCGCAGCCCGACGAGCUGUGCGAGCUGGAGAUCCGCAUCAAGGAGCUGGAGCUACUCACCAUCACCGGGGACGGCUUUGACUCCCAGCGCUGUGCGUGGCCCCGCCCCCUCCGGGCCCCGGGAGCUGGCCCAGAUAAAUUCCUGAAGGCACUAAAAGAUGAAAAGUUGCAAGGCAUAAAGAUGAGGCAGCACCUGAAGAAGCCCACGCCGCUCUCCUAACGAGAUGUCGAAGGCCGCGUUACCGUAUCUCCAUAGCGUUAGAUGUUAUUGAGUAGAGAAUGUAUCCCGUUUCUUGCCGUUUCAGAUAUAACUAUUUUCUGUUCUUUAGUUCCUUACCUCUUUCCUGCUCCCAGGUGCACAUUACAAAUACAGCGUCAGCUUGUCUAGUAA